AUGGGGCGCAGCCGCCACGUUUGCCUAUUCCCAUCGCCUCAAUUACUUACCAAUCCUCAACCUGAAUGGGUGCCAGGUCCUUAUCCUCAACCUGAAUGGGGUGCAGCCGCCACGCUUGCUUAUCCUCAACCUGAAAAGGGCCGGGUGCUUGUCCUCAACCUGAAUGGGGUGCAGCCGCCACGCUUGCUUAUCCUCAACCUGAAUGGGGCGCAGCCGCCACGCUUGCUUAUCCUCAACCUGAAUGGGGCGCAGCCGCCGCGCUGGCUUAUCCUCAACCUGAAUGGGGCCAGGUGCUUAAUCCUCAACCUGAAUGGGGUGCAGCCACCACGCUUGCUUAGCCUCAACCUGAAUGGGGGCUUGCUUAUCCUCAACCUGAAUGGGGCCAGGUGCUUAAUCCUCAACCUGAAUGGGGUGCAGCCGCCACGCUUGCUUAUCCUCAACCUGAAUGGGGGCCAGGUGCUUGUCCGGGCGCAGCCGCCACGAUUGCUUAUCCUCAACCUGAAUGGGGCCCAGGUGCUUAUCCUCAACCUGAACGGGGCGCAGCCGCCACGUUUGCUUAUCCUCAACCUGAAGGGGGGCCAGGUGCUUAUCCUCAACCUGAAUGGGAGCCAGGUGCUGAUCCUCAACCUGAAUGGGGCGCAGCCGCCACGAUUGCUUAUCCUCAACGUGAAUGGGGCCAGGUGCUUAAUCCUCAACCUGAAUGGGGUGCAGCCACCACGCUUGCUUAUCCUCAACCUGAAUGGGGGCCAGGUGCUUAUCCUCAACCUGAAUGGGGCGCAGCCGCCACGCUUGCUUAUCCUCAACCUGAAUGGGGGCCAUGGGGGCCAGGUGCUUGUCCUCAACCUGAAUGGGGCGCAGCCGCCGCGAUUGCUUAUCCUCAACCUGAAUGGGGCCCAGGUGCUUAUCCUCAACCUGAACGGGGUGCAACCGCCACGUUUGCUUAUCCCAGCCACCACGCAGAUGACGUCGUUGAUCACAGAAUGGGAAGGCGCUGAAGUGUACUGGCCGGGUCGCCUUUGCACCAAAGGCUUGCCUCCGGAAAAUUGGGUCAAAGGCCGCGUGCGGCCCGCGCUGGGAAAUCGCAUUGAUUUGGGCCCAUACAUCUUGCAACAGCCUGGGAAUGCUGAUGACGAUGAUUGGGUCUUUGUUGGCAAACUUGAUCAAGCGAUGUGGGCAAUGCGCAUCAACUCUUGCGCAGGCAGAAACCCAUAUGUGCUAGUUUUGAGGAAAAUGCAGCCAGGAGAUUUGGUGCGGACCUGCGAUCUCGAGCCAGACUGCACGGCCUCGGGUGAGGUGAUCGCCGAGGAUCACAAGUUUGAAGACAGGCCGGCAACCGCGGAAGAUGUGUUGGGGCCCCCAACGAAGCGACUUCGCAAGAAAACGGACCCUGCCAAUGUGAAGUUGCGUCGCGAGCUGUCGCAUUCAGCCUCGCGUGAACCUAUCCUCAUUGCCAAGAGCCGUCGUGCGAGAAGGGUUUCGCGUGAAACAGGAUGGACCACUCCACUUUAA
Messenger RNA from Symbiodinium natans, 1509 nucleotides. Lineage: Eukaryota; Dinophyceae; Suessiales; Symbiodiniaceae. The record is from the annotation of a GenBank genome assembly.